UGGUCCUGCUCGCCUGAAAUGCCGUACUGUACCAAAGUAAUUAUAGAUACUGAAGGGAUGCUGAGGCCAGACUUUAGCUUAGGGAGUGUGUGCGCCUACGUAUGCCGCAGAGACAGCGCUCGCCCCACCCUUACAUCUCCCCCAGCACAGACUGCAAAAGGGGUAGAGCUGGAUCUUUAUUGAUGGGAUGGAUGGGGAGGGAGAUGUGGGGAAUUAGACGGAUGGCGAGGCAGUUGAGACGAACCAUGGCAGUGCUGGGCAGUCUGUGCUCAGUAAUGCCACCGUCGUGGCCAGCCUCUGUUCACCAACAAUUCCAUCGCUGACAUGUAGAGAAUGAUAAAUGCCAAGAGAGGACUAGAGAUCUGGCAAAGCUAGGUCGCUGCAUGAGAAAGACACCUGCAGCAUGGGACUCACCUGUUUCAAGUCUUGGAAGUUUGACAGCGUCACACAGAAAGGGGGGAACAGAGAUGUGUUAGUAAGCCCAGGAUCAUACUUCUUCCUGUCUAACAGCUGUGGUCAAGGAGAAGAAUGGCUGAAGAGCCUCAACAAAGGAGUCUGGAUACCUUUCACAGGUGUGUUUGGUCAGCGGUUGGAGGAGACGGUGCUGUAUGAGCGUCGGUAUGGAGACCACAUGGCUCCACUUGUGGUGGAGCAGUGUGUGGACUUCAUUAGGGAGCAGGGGCUGAUGGAAGUCGGACUCUUCAGGCAACCCGGCCAGGCAACACUUGUCAAAGAGCUGCAAGAGGCUUUUGAUGCGGGUGAAAAACCUUCCUUUGAUAGCAGCACAGAUGUCCACACAGUGGCCUCUCUGCUGAAGCUCUACCUCAGAGAGUUGCCUGAACCAUUAGUACCCUUCUCUCGCUAUCAAGAGUUUCUUAUAUGUGGCAAAAAAAUCCCCUCAGACAGGGAACAGGGAUUGCUGGAAUUAAGAAACCUUCUUCACGAGCUACCAGUAGCUAAUUUUAAACUGCUGAAGUACAUCUGUCAGUUCUUAAAUGAGGUCCAGUCCUUCUCUAGCACCAAUAAGAUGAGUAUCCAAAACCUAGCAACUGUUUUUGGACCAAACAUUCUUCGACCUAAAGCUGAAGACCCUGAAAGUAUAAUUGGGGGUGCGGCUGUAGUGCAGCAUCUGAUGUCAGAGCUGAUCAGAGAGCACAGUGUGCUCUUCUCAAGAGAAAACAACCGCAAGACACCAGGAACCUCCCUACCAGCUUUUGCUUCCAUACAUAGACAAGGCAGCCGGGUAGAUUGGGUGCACACCAAGCCUACUGCUCCUCCAGGAGAGCCUCAUCUAGGAUUUAACACCAACUGUGUGCCCCAACCAGCUCAGACUUUCAAGCCAUGCUCCCGGAAAUUUUCUCUACCUCUUAUGACUGAACAGAGAUUUUCUUCCCAAAGUUCUCACACCCCUCAUCACCUACCUGAGAUACAGCAGCAAAAAAUGGAAGUCUCUUCUCAGGCAAGCUCGGCUCUUCUUUAUGAAAACCACAGUCCAUCUCUCUCGGCACAGGAGUCUCCUCACUCUGGACUUGUACACCCCCCCACCACACCACCAACUGCCUCCUCCUCAACGAUUACAGUGGCAGAAGUUGGGCAUGAGGGCUGUUUGCAGUCUACAAGCUGGCCUGGCCUGAGGCAAUGGGAGACAGAGAGAGCUCUAGGGAACAGAGAGGGGAGCAGUGAAGCCCAGGACAGCACAUUAUCUGUGUAUGACAACAUGGUAACUGGGGUGCAGAUGGAUGACUGUGUAGAAGAAGGGGAAGCUGGCACUGGGAUAGUAGACUUGGAGGGUGGUACUGCUAGAAUGGCCGACAGCACUAGUUCCUGGUCCUCCUGUGAGAUCCUGCUUGGGGAUGGGGGCUCUGGUAGUGGUGGAACUGCUAGUCCCUGCCACAGCUCUGUAUGUUUCCCUUCUUUCAGGUCGGAACUUGGAGAAAGUGAUGUACACCCAAACUCCCCUGCUUCUUCCACAGCCCCGACAGAUGCCCCACUAAGUACAGGUAGCAGUGAGGUCUUUCUUCCAAAUGCUCCUUCAGAUUCACAAGACCCCCCUGCCCCUCAAGCAAUACAGUGCCUCGUGGUUGGCCUACGGCAGCAAAUGGCCAUUCAGAAAGCUGAGUAUGAAGACAAGAUCAACAGGUUGGAACAGCGUAACGAGGCCCUCCAGGGGCUUGUAGCAGGACUGCGUGCAACUCUGGAGCAACAGCGCAGAUGUGUCAGCGUCGCUGAAAUCAAGAUGCGGAACAUGGAACGAGCUCGGGCUGAUGCAGACCGACGAAAUGCUGCACUACAAUGCGAAAUGGAGCAGUUCUUCGACACCUUUGGAGAGCUAAACUCGGAGGCUCGGAAAACAGAGCGCAUCAUUCAAAGCUUCUGAGACUCCUGAACAGUGCUGCCAUACUGAGACUGACACCUAAAAAUUCUCUCCGGCAUGUACAAAUGUUAACAGCUGACUGGAUCAAGCGUGAAAAUAGGAUCCAAGAACUGAAAAAGAAGACACGCAUGUCUGCGAUACAGCUAAACAAAGACAAAGAAAUGACCCAAACGUAGGAUAGGAGGUGUUAGCAAGCAUGGUAUUAUAAAAUACACAAGAAAGAGUCUAUUCUUAUUAAGUAUUGAGUGUAACAUCUUAAGAGACUGUUUCAACUUUGAUGUAUGACUAAACUCCUUAACUAACACUGGGGGAUUCAAGUGAAAUUAAACUCAAAUUAAAUUAACUCUAUUUACCAACUUUAAUAAAAAACAAAACAGUAACACAGAU
Ictalurus furcatus (blue catfish) is the source of this 2761-nucleotide messenger RNA. Its product is annotated as rho GTPase-activating protein 24. The transcript is spliced from 9 exons. The record is from RefSeq and is a predicted model, not a curated record. Gene Ontology annotation, biological process: activation of GTPase activity; wound healing, spreading of epidermal cells; negative regulation of ruffle assembly. Gene Ontology annotation, molecular function: GTPase activator activity. Bases 404 to 2377 code for a protein of 657 amino acids. NCBI's taxonomy places the organism in Eukaryota, Metazoa, Chordata, Actinopteri, Siluriformes, Ictaluridae. Gene Ontology annotation, cellular component: focal adhesion.